CGUCUGUUAGAGCUGGAGAGGCUGCAGGCUGGUCACACAUGUCCGCUUAUGUGCAGUGAACAAGUGGUCAUAACAUGGAUGUGGAGCUGUCUUUCUGACACAGUUUGGACGAGUGAGCAGAGGAAGCAGCCAUGUCAGAGAAAAAGCCACGAGGCUCAGACACGCGUCCCAAAUGUGGCCUCCGCAGUUGGAGUGCAGACAGUUAUGUUUGGCGGGGGAAGAAACGCUCCCGGAGCUCUCGCAACGGGUCGAGCCCCGGAGGGCUGGAGGUGGAGGGGACGGAGGAGCUGGGUGUGCGGUCAACAUCCUGUCCGAGGCGACGGAGAGAGAGAAAGUGUAGCUGCAGCACUCUCGGGGAUGCAUUGACGUCUGCAGACAUCGAUGUGGUGUGCCGGAAGGCCUUGUCCCACCGCUCUCUGCGGCAGAAGUUUCAGGAUGCAGUGGGCCAAUGUUUUCCUCUGCGCUCUCACCAUCAUCACCAUCAUCAUCACCACCAUCAAUCGGGCUCCUCGCGGCCCUUCUCGGUGCUAUUCUGGUCCAAACGCAAGAUCCACGUUUCAGAGCUCAUGCAGGACAAGUGUCCCUUCUCACCAAAAUCUGAACUGGCUCGAUGCUGGCACCUAAUAAAAAAUCACUCCACCCACCCAAGCGUCCUCAAGGACAUGGAGGCUCCCCUGAAACCUACUGUCUCAUCAUCCUCUACCUCCCCACCACAGACCCCCCUCUCCUGGGAGGACAUCUGCUGCUCUCCUGGGCCUGGAGGCACCAGUCUGGAGGACUGGGACCCUUCUUGUCCUCAUAGGGAAGCAGAUGGCAGCUGUGGCCACACUGACUACAUCUUGGUCCCAGAUCUCCUCCAGAUCAACAACAGUUCUUGUUACUGGGGUGUGCUGAACCGCUUUGAGGCAGAGGAGCUACUGGAGGGCAAACCAGAGGGAACGUUUCUGCUCCGAGACUCUGCCCAGGAUGAGUUCCUCUUCUCAGUCAGCUUUCGUCGCUACAGCCGCUCCCUGCAUGCACGCAUUGAGCAGAACGACAAGCGUUUCAGCUUUGAUGUGCGUGACCCAUGCAUGUACCGGGAUCCCAGUGUGACAGGACUACUCAGACACUACAGUGACCCAGCCACCUGCCUCUUCUUUGAGCCCCUCCUUUCCCGGCCGCUAUCAAGGACCUUUCCUUUCUCCCUCCAGCACCUGUGCAGGGCUGUGAUCUGUAACUACACCACCUACCAAGGCGUGGACAGCCUACCGCUGCCAUCCCAGCUCAGGGACUACCUCCGCCAGUACCACAUUAAGUGUGAUGGGGCCUGCGCUGUGUGACAGUCCAAAGCAGGCCUCAUACCAUGGAAGGCAAAGAUAGCACAAGCAACUUGGCAAAGAGGCAAGAAUAUUGCCACUGAAUUAGAUGGUUCAUUAAGUAGCAUUUCUGUUGCAACUCAUUGAGGUCUAAAAGGUGCAGAACUGGAGAGUUUUUAAGAUGUCUGAUGAUGUUGAUGCAUUACAUGGUACAACAACUAAACCUACAAAGGCUCAUCAGCCUUCUCUACAGGUCUGAAUCCAAAUACUGUAGCACAUGGACGAUGUCCGUGUCAACCUUUAGUACUUGGAGAUGGUUUGAAGCGUGGAUUUAGGUUUUGUGCUUUCAGCCAUUUUGACAGCCAGGGUCAAGAAAGCAGCCACUACAGCUGUGCUACGCUGAGACACCUGUAAUUAGGACCCACAACUAACACUUUAAUAUCCUUAAUAAAGUAAGGAUUCUCAACAAUCACCAAGACCUCAAACUAACCCUCACUUUUUGUGGAAUAUUGACUCUUGAAGUUGGAGCAUUUUCCUCUAGGCUUCAAUUCAGCGGGAGUUGUCUUGUGUGGGCACUAAGUAUCUCUAGUGGCCACUAGAGGAACUGCACCUUUCAUGGUACCUGGCUGAGACUAAACCGCCUUUCAUGUACCUUAAUAUCAUUAAAAUGUGAUGUUUUGCUGUAGCCUUGUCGUGCACACAACCCGUGUUGUCUGAUGUACAAGUAGGUGUACAGAGACUGCAUCUAAUAAUAUCAAAACAUUACUCAUUAUUCAAUAUCUUUCCACAACAUUUUCAUACCUAUUUGGACCUUCCCUUGGUCUACAGGGGCGUCCUUCCAUAUUGCAGAAAAUCCUUAAACACUGUUGUAGUCUAAGAAUUUCACAAAUUUAAACCACAUCUCUCUCCUUUGUGUGAAGAUUGAAGUUGUGAACUGUGCCUGAUGGGUCACUCAGCACAUUUACCUCCUCAUGGGAAAGUUGAGUCAGGCAAACUGAAGACGAGAGGACUCUGUUGCCAAUCAAUGUGUGUGAGAGAAAGAGAAAUACAUAGUGACAGAAAAAGAGGCAUUCUUGAUAACUUGGUCACCGUUUUAUGCCUUUCAACACCUCUUCUUAUCGACCACAAAUGUCAGCUUCUUAUUAAAAGGAUUGCAUUCUUCUCUGCAGCCACACGAUGGCUGCACAACUGCACUGAUCUGAGCUUUGGGAAGAUUUCACCCGCUUCACUUGUCUGUCUUUCCACUACUACCUUCAAGCUCCUCUGUAAAUCAAUAUUUUAACAGGUUUCACAAGUAUUGUUGUUUAAAAACUGUUUACAUGGUGGAGUACAGUACACUAAAAGUACCAUGCACUGUUCUUAAAGUAUUUGAAUCACUGUGAUUCCCCUUCAAGGCAGAUAUUGUAUUCACCACAUUGAUACACAAGCUAAUAAAUGCUACCCACACUG
Micropterus salmoides (largemouth bass) is the source of this 2744-nucleotide messenger RNA. RefSeq names its product suppressor of cytokine signaling 4 (gene socs4). Gene Ontology annotation, cellular component: phosphatidylinositol 3-kinase complex. The record is from RefSeq and is a predicted model, not a curated record. The transcript is spliced from 2 exons. Gene Ontology annotation, biological process: intracellular signal transduction; phosphatidylinositol phosphate biosynthetic process. Lineage: Eukaryota; Metazoa; Chordata; Actinopteri; Centrarchiformes; Centrarchidae. The coding region runs from base 132 to 1319 and encodes 395 amino acids. Gene Ontology annotation, molecular function: 1-phosphatidylinositol-3-kinase regulator activity.